Messenger RNA from Vanessa atalanta (red admiral), 2240 nucleotides. It is a transcript of the gene TRAM, whose product is annotated as translocating chain-associated membrane protein 1. The record is from RefSeq and is a predicted model, not a curated record. Bases 164 to 1297 code for a protein of 377 amino acids. Gene Ontology annotation, biological process: SRP-dependent cotranslational protein targeting to membrane, translocation; protein insertion into ER membrane. Gene Ontology annotation, cellular component: endoplasmic reticulum membrane. NCBI's taxonomy places the organism in Eukaryota, Metazoa, Arthropoda, Insecta, Lepidoptera, Nymphalidae. The transcript is spliced from 9 exons.
CAACUAUCAACAAACAAGAAUCUUAUUUUCAUAUAUGUUGACGUUUGACCGCGUAGCAAGUGAAAGUGUCACGUCAGUCGAAAUACUGUCAGAUUCCUGAUAGUCUUUAUAUUUGUUGGCUGCAUUUUAAUUUAAAGUUCUGUUUUAGGUUAAAACCGGGAAGAUGGGUGUAAAACCUGCAAUUGGAAGAAAAUCUAACAAGAACCCCCCAUUUUUCAGUCACGAUUUCGUGAUUCAAAAUCAUGCCGAUAUUGUUUCAUGUGUAGUGAUGGUGUUUUUGGUGGGAUUAAUGGUGCAGUCGACAAGUCCAGUUGCAAGUUUAUUUAUCAGCCUACACCAUAAUGUUACUGGGGUAGAACCGUCACGUGAAACACCAAGAGGAGAACCUUUCUUAUACGAAACUGGUUGGAAAGAUGCUUGUGCUAUAUUCUUUUACUCGUUGGUUUGCAUCGUUAUGCACGCUAUACUCCAGGAGUACUUAUUAGACAAAAUAUCAAAGAAAUUUCAUUUGUCAAAGUCAAGAUUGUCUGCUCUCAAUGAAUCAGGUCAACUUAUUAUAUUUCAACUUAUGACUUUGGUUUGGGGUGGAGAUGCAAUCCUACGGGAAGGAUUUCUAUUCAAUAUUUCACUUCUGUGGGAUGGUUAUCCAAACCAUCCAAUGAGCUUCCUUUUGAAGUUAUGGUGGAUAGUCCAAGCAUCUUACUGGAUUCAUACAAUCCCAGAAUUGUACUUCCUGCGUAUCAAGAAAGAUGAAUGGUCGGGACGCAUUAGACACGCUAUUGUCGCAUUUGCAUUUUUAGCUAUGGCAUAUUGUUUCCAAUUUCAGAGGGUUGGUGUUUGUCUGGUUGUGUUGCAUUCACUAUCUGAGUUUGUUAGCCACACCUACCGCCUCAACAACAUCCUCCGAGGUGAAAAAGAAGACUAUCUAGACAAAAUCAUGGGGUUAUUAAACGGCAUUGUGUUUGUUGUUGUUCGUCUUUGCUCUCUGGUUCUCGGAGUGUUGACAUUCUACUUUGGAGUGGCUGGUGCGGCACCAUUAUUGCUACGCGUUGGUGCUCUAUCAGUUCUUGUCUCAUUCCAGGUUUACUUGAUGUUCAAUUUCAUUUCUGAAGCUAUUAAGGAACGCCAAGAGGCUCGUCAGCUUGCUCAGGCCAGGCCAAAGAAGGAGAAAAAGGAAAAACCUAAGAAAGAAAAAGUAAAAAAAAUCCACAACGAGGAUUCAGACCUGCCCGAGGUUGAUCAAAACACAAAUAAAACUCUUCGACAACGGCAAGCUGCUACUGCCAAGACUAAGUAAACGCGCACAUUGUACCCGUCAACUUAGGAAUAACAUAGGUGGUCCCCUUCAGACUUUAAAUACACAUUUGUUCUUCCCAAAUAUUUUUAGUUUAACUUCCUUGAAUGUCUAUGCACAAAGGGAACUGUGUAUUAUAAUAUGUGUCUAUAAUAACAAUACCUAGGAAAAGACAUCCUUAAAACGUCUAAUGAAAUUUUUCUCUGAGAUUGGUAAUUAUAUUAUUUUAAAUGCAUGUCUGAGUUCAUGAUAAUUGAUUUAACCACCCUAUAGUAACAGUUGUAUGAAUGUAAUGCGGUGUCGAGAUAAUUGAAACUGUCAUUAGACUAUAAAGCGCACUAUUGUCAUUAUGUGUAGUGGAAACAGGGUUGUAAAAAAUAUCUCUUUAAAAUGUAAAAAAUCUUAAAGUAUAGGUUAAAAUGUUGUUUAUAUGAAUAUAUUGAUAAGAAUUUUACAGUACUGUGUUUGUACACAUAAAAAAACUAAAAUUCCAUGUUAUAAUUUGUGCAUUUUUAUUAAUAUUUUUUAUCUUGAAUUCCAAUAUGUUGUUUUUAUAUACUUUAUAUUUUAUUUUUUAUAGACUUUAUACUUCGAUAUCUUGACCAUAUCUAUUUUUCUAUGACAAUAGAAUUUUUCUAUUGCACUUCACAAUGAUAUUUCGGUGCUUUUUUCGUCUAUUAUACUUAACAAUUUUAAUAUAUACUGUAUAUUUAGUCAACGAUAAUUCAGGACCUAAUGCAUGCAGUUAUUUUAGAGAUGAAUUAAUUUUAAACUGUGAGAGUGAAUCCAUGAUUGUUGUUAUACUCGUAACUGAAUUAGACGUUUAUGUAAUUAUUCUUCUUAAAAUGAAAUUGUGCUCAUAAAUUAUUAUAAAAUUUCCACGAGGAAUGUCAAUUUUUAAAAGCUUGAUGUUACUUUUAUUUCUGAAUAAAAUUUGGUAACAAAA